Molecule: messenger RNA, 4510 nt
Organism: Aedes aegypti (yellow fever mosquito)
Lineage: Eukaryota; Metazoa; Arthropoda; Insecta; Diptera; Culicidae
Product: anoctamin-5
Exons: 8
Coding region: 904-4095 (1063 amino acids)
Biological process (GO): chloride transmembrane transport
Cellular component (GO): plasma membrane
Molecular function (GO): protein dimerization activity; chloride channel activity
Source: RefSeq, a predicted model, not a curated record
ACUGAAAAUUCAUCAAUCGGCUCCCGGUGGCGAACGCGUUCGGAUGCGAGCUUUAGUUUUUGUUCCGUGCCGCGCUUCUUCUAUCUUCUAGUUGUUGUUGAUGUUAAUCUUGUUGCUCGUUCUCGUUGUUGUUUAGUUGUUCGGGAUUAAUUUGUUUAGUAAUUGCACUGCGGUCCGUCAUAUGGUGGUUGUUAAUAAGUUUUGCAGUUCGGUGUUUUUUAGUUCUUAAUAAUCAAAUGUGAUAGUCAGCUGGAGCUGCACGGAAACGUCAUUCCAACGCCAGUGAAUUGGGUUAAUCGGCAAAAGUGUGAGGGGAAGUGACAAACGUCAAAAGCAUUCGGCACGCGAAAAAAUGCAUUGGGUGGAGAAAAGUGCAUUUCCUGCCCAGUGAAAAGUGAUCCAAGUUGUCCAAGUGCAGUGAGGCCUACUACGACGACGACUGCACGGUUAAUGAACGCAGAUUAACGACGCACUGCGUAUAUCAAACGCCCAACAAAAAAGGCCUACUUUGCAAGUGUAGUUUCUAAAUCCAUCAUAGAUCACGGACGGCCUGACGCGAUAACGCACGGAACGGGCGGAAGUGGGAAGCAGUCAUAUGAAUUAUUUACGUGAAAUUGACUGGGCCUGUGAGUUAUAGAGAGCUCGUACUUGCAAAACACCCCGAAAACAAAGUUGCCUCCAUGUGCGGCUUCAGUUCCAGUAGAGUGAAUUCUGUGUGGAGUAGUUUUUUUUUUCCUCUAUACUAAAAUCGAAAGGGUACGCGAGGGCGGCCUAGUGUAACAACGACGAAAUAAAAAUGUGCUGUUAGUUGAAUCGCGCUGUGAUGUGCCAGAGUGAAACGAAAAGUACGAAAAGUAUACGAAGCAAUAGAUAACAGAAGUCUCAGCGCGCGGGAGAAGCACCAUGAGGAGAAGCAGCAACAGCAGCAGCAUGUAUCGGAAAGUGAGCCAAUUGGAGGAUGACGAGGACGCGUUCGAUGUGAACGACUACCGGGACGUCAUCAGCAGCAGCUCGUCUUCCCAGCAACUACCCCCGGGCCCCAUAGUCCGGCAACAGUCCCAGCCGCUCCUCCUCACCUCGACCGGUUCGCUCGAUUACGACUACUACGAGGACAUGGACGAGCGGGACAGCAUCUACCUGGAUGCCGUGUCGAUAAACUCCGAUGGGCCGAACGCUCGCAAGUCGCUCUACCUUUCGCGCCAAACCGUGUACCACUCGGCGGAGGAACUUCCGCUGGACGGUGCGGUUCCGGACGGAAGUGGAACGCUGCGAAGCAUCAAAACCACCACCGAAUCGCUGCUGAACGAUUCCCGCGCCAACGGAGGCCUGCCGAACCUGCCGUACGAACCGCGACCCGGUGGUUCUUCCUCGUUCGGCGGCGGUAUCCUGAAGAGGCCCGGCCUGACGACCAAAUACAACGAAGAGACGUGGAACCGCUUCCAGGAUGGCAAACGGGUGGUCGACUUCGUGCUGGCCUACAACGGCCAGGACCAGAGCGAAGAGAUGGCUCGCAAGAGGGCCACCUUCCAGCAGAACCUCCAAGCGGAGGGUUUAGAAAUCGAACCGGAAUGUUCGCAGCGAAUCCACUUCAUCAAAAUCCACGUCCCCCAGGAGGUGGUGUCCCGGUACUGCGAGAUCAUGCGCAUGCAGAUGCCAACGGUGAAGCUGCCGGGUCAGGACAAUAUUGCGCCGAAGGAUUUCAGCGUGAGCGGUUUGCUGGUUAAGCUUUUUAGGAGGCCGCUGUUCAGCUUCGUGAUCAUCGAUCGGGACAAGUUCCGCAAGAGGGAAUACCAGCUGAAGCACGAGUAUACGCGGGACAAGUCGUAUCUGUUUGACGACGGACAGCCGGAUUUCUUCACUCCGAGCAUCCGGAUAGCGGUGGCCCAUUUUAUUCUGGAGCGGACGUAUUUCAACGUGGGGGAGGAGAACAAGUACGACAUCGGGUUGAGGAAGCUGUUGAACGAUGGGGUUUAUCUGGAUGCUUACCCGCUGCACGAUGGAAAUACGGACAUGCCGGAGGUGGAGUGUCAGAGGACACUUCUUCUGCAGGAGUGGGCUUCCGUGAUCCGGUGGAUCAAGCACCAGCCGUUGGACCACAUCAAGGAGUACUUCGGGGUGAAGGUGGCGAUGUACUUCGCCUGGCUUGGAUUCUACACGCACAUGCUGAUCUGGGCUUCGAUCGUGGGUUUGCUGUGUUUCUUCUACGGAUUGCUAACGUUCCGGGACAACCGGAUCAGUCAGGACAUUUGCAACGACAACACGACGAUCAUGUGUCCGCAGUGUGACGCCAAGUGCGACUACUGGAGGCUGAACGACACGUGCACAACCUCGCAGCUGGCGCACAUAUUCGACAACAACUUCACGAUCGUGUUCGCGGUGUUCAUGUCGAUCUGGGCUACCCUCUAUCUGGAAAUGUGGAAACGGUACUCUUCGGCCAUUCAGCACAGGUGGGGCAUUACGGAUUACUGUUCGUUGGCGGAACCUCCACGGCCGCAGUACUUGUCGCGGUUGAAGGACAGCAAGAAGACGAUCUUCAACAUCAUUACCGGAACGCAGGAACCGUCGCCGCCGUUCUGGACGAGAAAGUUGCCCAGCUUCCUGUACAGUUACUCCGUGAUAUUUUUGUUUAUAACCCUAGCGAUCGCCGCCGUCUUCGGCAUCGUGAUCUACCGGAUGUCGCUGAUGACCUCGCGCAACAUCUACGGCGACCCGGACGCUGUCUCGACCAAGCUGUUGCUCCUGCCGGCGACGGCCGCCAUCAUCAACUUGAUCGUGUCGACGAUCCUGAACUUUGCGUACGACUACGUGGCCGUCUACAUGACCGACAUCGAGUACCGGCGGACGCAGAGCGAGUACAACGAGAGCCUGAACCUCAAGAUCUACCUCUUCCAGUUCAUCAACUACUACAGUUCGAUCUUCUACAUUGCGUUCGUGAAGGGGAAGUUCCCCGGCUAUCCGGCCAAGUAUAACCGGAUUCUUACGCUGCGUCAGGAGGAAUGCAGCCCCGGGGGAUGCCUGAUGGAACUGUGCAUCCAGCUGGCGAUCAUCAUGAUCGGCAAGCAGAUCAUUUCGUUGAUCCUGGAGAUUCUGGUGCCGUUCCUGUUGCAAAAGUUCCGCGAGUUCAGAAGCGUGUUGGGCAUUGAAUCGGAGGAGUCGGAGAACGGCGAGAAGCUGAUCUGUUGCAACCAGUGGACCAAAGAUUUUACACUGAUCAGCUGGACCGAUCGGAGUUUGUUCGAGGAAUACCUGAAGAUGAUCAUCCAGUACGGAUUUAUAACGAUCUUUGUGGUGGCCUUCCCGUUGGGUCCAUUGUUCGCGCUGUUGAACAACGUGUUCGAGACGCGGUUGGACGCGAAGAAGUUUUUGCUGUAUUACAAACGAGCCGUUCCGCAGCGGGUGCGAAACAUCGGCAUGUGGUACAACGUGAUGCACGUGCUCGGAAAAGUGGCGGUGAUUUCCAGCGCAUUCAUCAUCGCCUUCUCGUCGAACUUCAUCCCGCGGCUGGUGUACAUGUACGUCGUGAGCCAGGACAAAACCGACCGAGGCUAUCUGAACCACACGCUGGCGUACUUCAACGUCAGCGAUUUCGAACCGGGUGCUGCCCCGAUUGCCUCCAAGUUUGAGAACGUCACAGUGUGCCGCUAUCACGAGUAUCGGAACCCCCCGGGAGCGGAUCGGGCCUACAAGCGACCGCUCAUCUACUGGCACAUCCUGGCCAUCCGUCUGGCCUUCGUGGUCAUCUACCAGAACGUGGUCAGCUUCGUGCAGAUUGUGGUGGCGUGGGCCAUUCCGGACACCCCCGGCCGACUGCAGGACCAGAUCAAGCGGGAACAGUACCUAACGAACGAGUUCAUCAUCCAGCAGGAGAAGCUGAAGACCCGGGAGCGGAAGUGUGGCCGCAAUGGUAGCUCGAAACGGCGCAAUGGGACGCUGGCACGGCAGCAGAGCAGUUUGGAAGAAUACGGCACGACGGUAAGCCUGACCGAGGAGGAAGGCGAAGACGAGAACUACGUCCGGAGGAGGCCAAACGGUGGAACCGAUCCGUACAAUCACGAACGCUUCCAGGAGUGCGAGAUUGUGACGUCGAGAGUUUAGAUGAGGGGGCUCGAAACAAUGAUCAACCCAGUCAGUAGAGAGUGGCGUAAGCAUCCAAAUGUUAACUAUUUUUCUACUUUCGAACUUUAUAUCUUUACACUGACGACGCUGAGAACCGUACUGAUCGAAUGCCUUUCUUUUACGUUUUAAAUGGCAUUUCGUUUUGCGAAGCUUUACAUGUGAAUAUAUGAGACGCAACAUUUGGGGGAUCUGAACCCCUAGCGCAAAACUUAGAAGUGUAGCUAAAUUUUAGGUAGCUAUUACAUAGGAGCGUAAACAUUUUCUUUGUACCAAGAGAAAUUGUAUUGCAUGAACAACAAGAGGAACAACCUAACCAACACACAGCACUUAUUUAUUAAACUAGGAAAAACAAAACAACCAAUAAAGUAUAUUUUCAAUUUUACAUUCUCGAAUC